GUGUGUGUGUGUGUGUGUGUGUCAUGUCUGAGAGCAAAGUUUGGUUUUUCAGCAAGAUUGAGUUGUUUUGACUGGAGAGCUUCAUCUUGACCUGAAUAUAGGAAGUUUGGGAAAUUGAGUUUCCCAAAAGAUUCACAAAAAGAGGCAUGAUUUCAAGAAAUGUGUUUAAGCAAUCGAGAAAAACUGUGAUAAUCUAAUUUAUUAUCUAUCAGGAACGAUUCAAUGACUCGCUCAUUAGACUCGCCGCCACCUGCUGCUGCUUUUAUUUCAUAUUUAGAGACGCAUUUCAUUUUUAAUCAUUUCAUAUAUCAGAACUCAUUUAAAUAAAACAUUCAUAUUUAUUAUCAUUUGUGAAAUGUUGCAUCAAAUAUUUCUUUCAAAAGCUACUCUGUUGUAAUGUGUAGUCGAUGCUUUUCUCGUGUGACAGUGACUUUAAAUGAUCUUCUGGUUGGUAGUUUCUCGUGUGAUUCAUUAAUCAGCACAUCAUGUAAAGAAUCAGAUGAAAAAUGUGAAAUGAAAUAUCUGUGGUGUGUUUCCUCAGCGUCUCGUCCGGCGUCUCUGUGUCUGGCUCCUAAAGCAGCGAUCAGCUCUUCAUCCUCGUCUCUGAGGAAGAGCUCCAGCUCCACGCUGCCCUCCUCACCCUCCUCCAGAAACUACAGCCCCGCGCCCGGAGCAAAGAGGACUCCUGCUGGAAGCUCUAAAGACACUCCGAGCACUAAAGUGAAGACAAGCAUCAGCUCCUGCAGGAAAGCGCUGGAGAUCAAACCAAAGGAAACAGCUGCAGGAAAAACAGGCUCCAGGCGUGUCACGCACUGCAAAGAUCUCUCUGACGCCGCUGUCAGGAAGGACUGGGUCAGCUGAGCGGUCCGGCUCGUGUCCGUCCUCGAGCGGAUCUGCAGCGGAUCAGAAGCCCUCCAAACACAAGAGCCCCAUCAAGUCCCCCAGCC
Molecule: messenger RNA, 947 nt
Organism: Onychostoma macrolepis
Lineage: Eukaryota; Metazoa; Chordata; Actinopteri; Cypriniformes; Cyprinidae
Product: echinoderm microtubule-associated protein-like 1
Exons: 5
Coding region: 397-861 (154 amino acids)
Source: RefSeq, a predicted model, not a curated record